Messenger RNA from Boleophthalmus pectinirostris (great blue-spotted mudskipper), 1822 nucleotides. RefSeq names its product GTPase IMAP family member 8-like. The annotation marks the transcript as partial. Lineage: Eukaryota; Metazoa; Chordata; Actinopteri; Gobiiformes; Gobiidae. The record is from RefSeq and is a predicted model, not a curated record. The transcript has 3 exons. Gene Ontology annotation, molecular function: GTP binding.
CCACGGAAGCGGAGAAAUAGUUUCCCAUUUUUACGACCUACCAUGUCUGAGGUGAGGGUGGUGAUUCUGGGAAGCGGCCGGGGUCAGAGGAGCUCUGUGGGAAACCUGUUACUGAAUGAGUCUGUGUUUGAUGCAACAAAAGAACCUGAAAGACCCAUCAGACAAACAAGAGAACUUCAAGACAAGAAGAUCUCAGUGAUCAACUGUCCAGACCUGCUCCAGCCCGACCUCACUGCAGAUGCACAGUCAGAGUUAGUCAGAGACACAGCAGACGCCUGUGACCCUGGUCCUCAUGUGUUCCUGCUGGUUCUACAGCCUGAAGACUUCACUGAGCAACACAACAUCAGACUACAGUCAGUCCUGAGGAGCUUCAGUGAGCAGAGCUUCCAACAUUCACUGGUGCUGCUGACAGCAACAAAAAAGACAAGUGUAAUGAAGGAUUAUUUGAAUUCUCCCCCUCUGAAAAAUCUGAUUAAAAAGUGCAAAUCCAGAUAUCAGUUGGUGAAGAGCCUUGAAACACAUAUGAUCUCUGAAGUACAUGAAGAACUCUUGACUAAAAUAGUCCAAAUACUUAAAGAGAACAAUGAAAAACAUGUUACUCUUGAUAUAUAUGAGGAUCCUGCUCCAGCAGCUCAUCAGACCAAAGAAGGAGAAGGAGACGUUCUUACUGCAUUUAAAAAAGACUCCACUCUUAGGAUUGUUCUGUUUGGGAAACUUUUGAACAACCAAAGAAAAAUGUACUUAAUCCUCAAUCACAGCUUUGAUAUGGCAACAGAACAAAGCUCUUCCACCGCUAACAUUUGGAGAAAAAGACCAGUGGUAGUGAAGACCCCAAACCUGCUCUGUCAGUCUGUGGAGACUGUGACAGGAGAACUGAAGAAAUGUGUGUAUCAGUGUUCUCCUGGACCCAACGUUCUGCUGCUGCUGGUGAAUCCUUCAGACUUCACCGAGAACAACAGGAAAACUCUGACCUUCAUCCUGAGUCUGUUUGGUCCAGGUGCCUUUAAACACUCCAUGGUGGUUCUCACACACAAGCGCCAGAAGACCCUCAGUGUUUCAAAGCUCAUUAGUGAUUGUGGUGGAAGAUUCUACAACAUGUUUGAUGAAAACCACAAACUCCUGACUGAUUCUCUCAAGAGCCUUGUAGAUCAAAACAAAGCAUCAUUCCUUACCCUCACUGUGGAGCAGAAACCCUCUCUGAACCUUGUUCUUUUUGGGAAGACUGGAGCAGAGAAGACCUCAGCAGCUGAGUGUAUUUUAGGGCGAGCAGAGCUCCCUGCAGCGAGUAGCACAGAGCAGUGUGUUAAACAUGAGGGAGAGGUCUGUGGGCGUCGUGUGUCUCUGGUGGAGCUGCCGGCUCUGUCUGGAAAACCUCUGGAGACAGUGAUGGAGCAGUGCCUCCACUGCAUCUCCCUCUGUGCUCCUGAGGGCGUCCAUGUCUUCAUCCUGGUUCUACCGGUGGCUCCUCUCACUGAUGAAGACAAGACCGAGCUGAAGAUCAUCCAGGACACACUCAGCUCUCGAGUCCGUCCCUUCACUAUGAUUCUGUUCAUUCAUUCAGAGCCCACUGCUCCAGCUGUGCUUCAGUUUGUUGAAGGAGACAGAGACAUCCAGGAGCUGUGUCAGAGCUGUGGAGGAGGAUAUUUUAUAUUCAACCCCAGAGACCAACAGCAGGUCCCUCAGCUGCUGGAUUAUUUAAACACACUGAAGACCAAGAACAUAACUUACAGCUACACCACAGAGACACUUGUGCAAGCUCAAAUAGAGAAGAUUUCAGCUCAACACAAACAAAUGGAGGACAUGAAAUAUAAAACAAACAGAU